Molecule: messenger RNA, 2286 nt
Organism: Salvelinus fontinalis (brook trout)
Lineage: Eukaryota; Metazoa; Chordata; Actinopteri; Salmoniformes; Salmonidae
Product: ATP-binding cassette sub-family B member 6-like
Exons: 6
Coding region: 1-1098 (365 amino acids)
Biological process (GO): heme transport; transmembrane transport
Molecular function (GO): ATP hydrolysis activity; heme binding; ABC-type heme transporter activity
Source: RefSeq, a predicted model, not a curated record
AUGGCCACAGAGCCACAGGGCCACAGAGCCACAGAGCCACAGAGCCACAUGGCCACAGAGCCACAUGGCCACAGAGCCACAGGGCCACAGAACCACAUGGCCACAGAGCCACAUGGCCACAGAGUCACAUGGCCACAGAGCCACAUGGCCACAGAGCCACAGAGCCACAGAGCCACAUGGCCACAGAGCCACAGAGCCACAGGGCCACAGGGCCACAGAGCCACAGGGCCACAGGGCCACAUGGCCACAGAGCCACAGAGCCACAUGGCCACAGAGCCACAUGGUCACAGAGUCACAUGGCCACAGAGCCACAGAGCCACAGAGCCACAGAGCCACAGAGCCACAGAGCCACAUGGCCACAGAGCCACAGAGCCACAGGGCCACAGGGCCACAGAGCCACAGGGCCACAGGGCCACAGAGCCACAGAGCCACAGAGCCACAUGGCCACAGAGCCACAGAGCCACAGGGCCACAGAGCCACGUGGCCACAGGGCCACAGGGCCACAGGGUGACCCAGACCUCUCUCCGCUCCUACAUCGGCGUGGUUCCUCAGGACACGGUGCUCUUCAAUGACAGCAUAAGAAACAACAUCCGCUACGGACGCGUUCUCGCUAGCGACCAGGAGGUGGAGGAGGCUGCCCUCGCUGCGGACAUACACUACAAGAUCCUGUCGCUGCCCGAGGGGUAUGAGACCCAGGUGGGAGAGAGGGGUCUGAAGCUGAGUGGAGGAGAGAAACAGAGAGUAGCCAUCGCCCGUACCAUCCUGAAAGACCCUCGUAUUAUACUGCUGGAUGAGGCCACGUCAGCCCUGGACACACAGACAGAACGAAACAUCCAGGCGUCAUUCUCCAAAGUCUGUGCCAACAGGACCACUAUAGUAGUGACACACAGAUUGUCGACCAUCAUUGGAUCAGAUCAGAUCCUGGUCGUCCAAGAUGGCCAGAUUGCUGAGAGAGGGAGGCAUGAGGAGUUGCUGUCCCAGGGAGGUUUGUACUCUGCUAUGUGGCUGAAACAGCAGCGCAGCACAGCCAACACAGAGACAUACAACUCUAACCCAGAGGGCCAGCAGCAGCCCGCUACUCCCCACCACGGUCCCUGAGCCAGUAGCACAGAGCUAACCUACAGCUAACCAGGGAACAGAGGAGCAGAUUGAGCCAGGAUAGAGCUCAACCAUCUGAAGGAAAAGAUUCAACUCAUAUUGUGGCAUUUUGGACGAGGUUCUGAGUCGAGUUUCAAUAGGACCAAAGACACAUUACUGCUGCUCCAAGAAAAGCACUGGAUGGUAACUUUACAAAGCUAGUUACACUAGAUGGUAACUUUACAAAGCUAGUUACACUAGAUGGUAACUUUACAAAGCUAGUUACACUAGAUGGUAAUUUUACAAAGCUAGUUACAAUAGAUGGUAACUUUACAAAGUUAGUUACACUAGAUGGUAACUUUACAAAGCUAGUUACACUAGAUGGUAACUUUACAAAGCUAGUUACACUAGAUGGUAACUUUACAAAGCUAGUUACACUAGAUGGUAACUUUACAAAGCUUGUUACACUAGAUGGUAACUUUACAAAGCUAGUUACACUAGAUGGUAACUUUACAAAGCUAGUUACUCUAGAUGGUAACUUUACAAAGCUAGUUACACUAGAUGGUAACUUUACAAAGCUAGUUACACUAGAUGGUAACUUUACAAAGCUAGUUACACUAGAGGGUAACUUUACAAAGCUAGUUACACUAGAGGGUAACUUUACAAAGCUAGUUACACUAGAUGGUAACUUUACAAAGCUAGUUACACUAGAUGGUAACUUUACAAAGCUAGUUACACUAGAUGGUAACUUUACAAAGCUUGUUACACUAGAUGGUAACUUUACAAAGCUAGUUACACUAGAUGGUAACUUUACAAAGCUAGUUACUCUAGAUGGUAACUUUACAAAGCUAGUUACACUAGAUGGUAACUUUACAAAGCUAGUUACACUAGAGGGUAACUUUACAAAGCUAGUUACACUAGAGGGUAACUUUACAAAGCUAGUUACACUAGAGGGUAACUUUACAAAGCUAGUUACACUAUAUUUAAUGAUAACAUGUGGUGUACGUGGGAAGUUAAAGCAGACUCCCAACUCUGAAUUAGCUGUGUCAAAUACCCUCAGACCAAAGAGGAUGAAUUGUUGUUCAUCUGUGUGUUAGAGGAAACACUUCAACUUUAACUGUGAAUCUACUAUUUUAUUAAACUGAUUAUGACGGACAUUUAUUAAAGACUUGAUCAGUUGUACAUCAUCCAUAAGUACAUUGCAAUAAA